Molecule: messenger RNA, 1265 nt
Organism: Spodoptera exigua (beet armyworm)
Lineage: Eukaryota; Metazoa; Arthropoda; Insecta; Lepidoptera; Noctuidae
Source: the annotation of a GenBank genome assembly
CGUCAUUCGAAUCAGGGUGUUGAGUGCGAUUUAUUCUUAAUGCGAUCGAAACGUUAUCGACUACUGAUGGAUCCGUCGCUUGGCAACCGGAGCGCUGAAUGCCAUAACAAUGUCGAUCGCGGUAACGCAGAGUAAACUCACACUAAGCACUUUGUUUUGUAUUUGUUCAUGCUUUCUCUACGAGCGAGCAUGACAUACCUACACUAUAUGUAUGUAUAUGUACCGUAUGUCGUAGUGAUCAUGUAUCUCUAUAUAUAAUAUUAAUGUAUGUAUAAUAAAUACGAUGCCGACAUUUAUUUGUAUUAUCUUAUUUACGCUGCGGCCGCUACCUGCCAUUCUACCUUCAGUCUCACAGAACCACCGUGUUUGAGGAAUAUGAUGCAAGUUGUUGUCGUUUUAUAAAAGUUGUAUUAUAUUUACGAGUAAUCGCUAUUAUGUCUCGCAAUUAAUGAUAUAAUUAUGCGAGACGCGUGACGCAGCAGUCGAUCGACACAAAUACCGACCACACUCGACAAAGCAAAAGUACACAACAUACACAAGAAGACGCGAGGCGAGGCGAGGCGAGGCGCGGCGCGGGCCACGUGAUGCUCAGUGGCCCGCUGUCUCAGAGUGGCACUACAUCGAGGCGCCGGGAGCUGGCGCGGACGGCGGGCACGCCGGGUAUAGCGCACCCAUCGUGGUCGCGCCGCUCCCGCAGUACGCCGGCCACUGGCAGGACGCGGCGCCAGAGCGACGACAUCCCCGUGUUCGACCGGAACAAGGUCAGCCUGGACCUGCCGGGGAGCCUGUUUGGGCCCUCCGUGUCGCUCCUCAUCCGCACUACUAAGAUCAUCGGCGACGUGAUACAGAACUCCGCGGUACGUUACCAGACAUUCCUACGACUUUUCCGGCCACUCUUCCGAGGGCCCUUCGAGAUCAAGGGCCUGGAUCCGCCGACCACCACCACUACUACCACCAGCACGGCAGCUCCGGCGCUCGCGGACAACGAAGUGCGGAGGCGCUGAGGGCAGCCCUCCGCCGCCGACACUGCCUUAGUACUAGCACGCACUCCGCGUACCGCGCCGGUGCACGGCCGCGCCAGUAGCGCGGCCCUCCGAGGGUGCCUCCGACUACCAGACAUUAGCUUUAUUGUUUUCAAAUUCCCUAAGGAAUCUGCCAUCAUACACCGGGAGCUGUAACUAUGUAUUUAAUAAAAUUAGUUUUCUUGUCAACAAUGACAUUUACGUCAUCACGACUCGCUGUGGCGUGGGGACUGUUUGCUCAAC